Monopterus albus (swamp eel) is the source of this 576-nucleotide messenger RNA. RefSeq names its product olfactory receptor 52I2-like. The record is from RefSeq and is a predicted model, not a curated record. Gene Ontology annotation, molecular function: olfactory receptor activity; G protein-coupled receptor activity; odorant binding. Gene Ontology annotation, cellular component: membrane. Gene Ontology annotation, biological process: detection of chemical stimulus involved in sensory perception of smell; G protein-coupled receptor signaling pathway. NCBI's taxonomy places the organism in Eukaryota, Metazoa, Chordata, Actinopteri, Synbranchiformes, Synbranchidae. The coding region runs from base 1 to 576 and encodes 191 amino acids. The transcript has a single exon.
AUGACCCUGGAGCGCUACGUGGCCAUCUGCAUGCCCCUGCAACAUGCAGAGCUGUGCAACACAUGUCGAACUAUACAUUGCAUCCUCAUCAUUCACAUCCUCAGCUCUGUGCCCUGCGUUGUUAUUCUGUCCACCUUUUUUGCAUUAGCACCCCUUAGCUUCUACAGUCAGUACAGGGUAUGUUUAGGGGAGACUGUCAUUUUUCACAGCUGGCAGAAUCAUCUUAGGUCAGCUAUAAGUCAAUUUUACUUCUUGAUCAUGUGCAUCAUCAUUGCUUUCUCCUAUGUUAAAAUAAUGAAAGUGGCCAGAGCUGCAUCAGGAGAGAAUAAAAACUCAACAUGGAAAGGACUCAGGACAGUGGCUCUUCAUGCAGUCCAGCUGCUGCUCUGUCUCAUCCAGCUGUGGUGCCCUUUCAUAGAAGCUGCUCUGCUUCAGAGUGAUUUCAUGUUAUACCUUAAUGUGAGGCUCUUUAACUAUGUAGCAUUUUAUCUUGCUCCAAGGUGCCUGAGUCCUCUCAUUUAUGGCCUCAGAGAUGAAAAGUUUUUUCUGGCCUUGAAACAUAACAGCUCUUUUUGA